UGUUGUUUUGGAUCCCACAGAACCAACUGAGUCCAGGUGCAUUUUUUCCUCAUUCGGUAGUAUUAACUGUAUCUAGCCUGCUGCUUUUCCUUAAUACCGUCUUUACUUGCUCAGUGACCUGUUAUCACUAUCCUUUGGCGAUACCAUGAGUAAUCCGAUUGGAGGUGAUGCACAAUCUGCCCAAGGUGAAGAAGAGCGUGAAGGUGAGUUGCUCUGCUUGAAGAUUAAAGACCAGUUGGAGGAUUUGCUCUCGGACAGCCACCUGGCAAAGGACGGCUUCCUGCUGAAGCAUGUGCAGAGGAACAAGCAGGGCUACGUCAGUCUCAAGCUCCUCACUUGUUCGAAAAAGAUAAAGGUGCUGACCACAAAGUGGUACAUGACCGUAGCAGCAGCGAUGUGCUCAGAGCUGCUGGAGGUGAACGAUGAAUGCACCAAAGUGAGGCGGAUAGAGCCGCUUCCCAAGUGGCUGCUGUCUUCACCCACCUGCAAGUUCCUCCUCGCCUGGAACAUUGCUGUGGAGGAAACAACUAGAGAAGACGGAGGCCUGGAGCACCCUUUCCUCUUAGAGGAGAGGAUCCUCAAAAAGUUCAGCUCUCAUGGCAGCGUUACGUCAGUCUGGAUCCUGCAUCCUGGCAAAGAGCUUCCCAAGGAGCUGCAGUGCUACGCCAAGCGUCACAAAGAGCUCGGCCAACAUUUGUGCGCAGUGGUGAAGUUCGAUCAUUUGGGGGAAGUUCGUAAGGCCUACAACUCCCUGAAAGCGGAAGAGGAGCGGUCUAACGGCGAGGGCAUGCGUGUGGUACCUUUGGGAUUCCACUCGAUGCGCCACGUCACCACGAAUGAGGGAGACAACAAAGACCAACCUGAGGACACACCUUCCCAGGAAAAUCCAGUUGAAACCUCAGAGGAUUCAGUCCAGGAGGAACCCUCUGCACCAGUUAAAGUUUCUGACGAGACUCCAGACAUAUCUCAACCCCAGAAGUCCUUGGAUAACUCUAUGCAAAGAGCCUUUCAGCAGAUCUCCGUCAGCUGUAGCAGCCAGCCCUUCUCCGGUUGGAAUCAGAGGUACAGUAUAGAGAGGAGCCAGUGCUCUGGAACCGGUGAUACGGAGACUUCUCAGUGCCCCUGGGUGCUGAGGCGCAAAUUUGCAGCCAGCGCAUUAAACCCCAAGGUGGCUCAGCACGUGAACGCGCCCUUCUUGAUGCAAAGAGUGCUGCGUCAGCCCUUCGGCCCUGACGGCACCAAGGGCUUUCGGAGCAGAAGGAAGCCGCUGUAGUAGGAGGAGCUCAAACACUAGUGGUAGUAACACCACCUGUGCUGAAUAACAAUGGCAGAUCUGUGGAGCAACAACACGCUAAAAGCUGAUGAAGGAAAUAAAAUAUUUUUUGCAUUAAAGCA
Messenger RNA from Sebastes umbrosus (honeycomb rockfish), 1395 nucleotides. It is a transcript of the gene larp6b, whose product is annotated as La ribonucleoprotein 6, translational regulator b. NCBI's taxonomy places the organism in Eukaryota, Metazoa, Chordata, Actinopteri, Perciformes, Sebastidae. The coding region runs from base 146 to 1273 and encodes 375 amino acids. Gene Ontology annotation, cellular component: nucleus. Gene Ontology annotation, molecular function: mRNA binding. The record is from RefSeq and is a predicted model, not a curated record. The transcript has 3 exons.